GUGAAUUUACUUAGCGAUAGGACACCACCACGCGCAUUCGGCACUCGGUUGAGUGGAAAUGGGUGAAGAUGCAACAGACGGCUCUUCACAGGUCGUCUAGGGGUCACUGCAGCCAAAGGACAACUGUUACAGAUUGAUGCCCGUGUUCAUUCUCUCAGGGAGGAUCGUCUUGGGAUCUGCCGAUUUCUCCAGAUGCCCCGUAUACCGGGAAGCCGGGAUUCCUGGCACCAUAGUCCAGGGGUUAUGAUAUAUUAUGUAUAUACCAGCUAUCUGAUCUGUCAUAGGCCUCCAAUGCAACAUAUCGUUGUUAUCUGGUAAAUAGAGGCCAACGGUAGUCCCGUAAGCUUCUACUAUGAAUAUGCGGAGUGGCGAGCCUUGUGUGUCGAUGUCAUUCACCUGCUCUAAGACCAGCGAGACCUAUCCAACCUCUCUUCACCCAAUAACGACCAGGACCUCCGAAUCUUUCCUCCAGGGAGGCUACAGGUGGCAGGUCUCGUGAGCAAGUUUUGGCUUUCAAUACUACAAGGUCGAUGCAUUCAUAGCAGGACUUGACUUUCCGUUAUUCAUAUUUUCUCGGGGAACAUUUUUAUAUGAUGGGUAGCUUUCUAUUUCAUGUCAAUGAAAGCCCAUAAAAUCCGUUGGAACCUCCACCUGGACGGCACAGUGUUGGUGUCUUCAAGGUCCAGUUCCGCUGACAAAGGGCUCGUAGCAGAUAUUUAGCCUGCAGCAACCGCAGUCAACAAUUCGCCAUAGCCAGAAGGCAUAUAAUACGGUCAAAGAAGCCACUUCUUGAAGACUGCAUACGCAAAGCAGCCACGGAGAACCUUCGGUUCAAAGAGAAUUCAGCGUUAUAUGCAAAGGGGCUUCAAUUACAUAUUCCUUCACCAAGUCUAUCUCAAUGCUUUGAUAUUAACGCAUCUGGCGUAGCUAAGGACUCCUUGAGAUCGUCCCAUCGACCUUUUCUCAAUGGGUCCAGUCGCAUCACUUCGCUGAGCCAUGUUGAUAUCCUUUGUUGCUGCACGUCAUCCACAUGUUUGUUAAUUUUAGCAGCAAGCAAAGUGUAGGUGAUCAGCGCUUGAUAUACCCAUUUACAGUCGUUAGUAUCCUCCAGUAUAUCUUCGAUAGCUUCAAUUUCUUGCUCCAGAUACUGCAGACGGUCUUUGGUAGUCAGGUUCGGCGCCAUUGUCUGAGAAGAAAGUUCUAUGUCGCAGACGCACAUUAAGUACUGGUGAUAGAACCAAAUUGAUUGGUCAUAUGGGUCGAUUAAUGCACGAUGAAUGAGGCUCAGCUCUGUAUAUUGUUAGACGUCAUGCACUUUGAUACAGUGGGAAGAUAAAAGGGAGACAAACCGUUAUCAAGAGUCUUCUUUCUCUUUUCAUCAUCAGCUGCACUUUCGUCUAAGACCUUGAGAAUCAAUCUAGACCUGUUGUGCCAUGCGGAGAAAUUCGAUAGGUUGGUUCCAAUCAUUUUCAUGGUAUAAUCCAGCUCAUCCUGGGUCAUAGAUUUUAAGGCUUCCUUCCCCGUAGAUUCGGAUGGUCCAUCAGGUAUAUUUUCAAGUGCAUCGAUCACCGCCCGUCGGUAUCCCCAGCCAUGAAAAUUCCGUCCAUCCUUAUUAAGCAUUUUCCCUACCAAACCAAGCUCGGUUUCCCAAAACUUGCGCGAAACAGCAGAACUUAGACGUUCAGUGGCUUGUUGUAGAAGCCAUAGACGGUGAUUCCAUAUCCAAUAACAUUUCGGAUUCUUCUGUAGCAGUGGCACAAGAAAACCCAGGUCCUGCUGGAUAAGCUGCUGAGUAUGGUCGGUCGGCUGUCCUUCCUGAGUGGAGUCCUCUGAAAACAUUGACUGCAAUAUCAUGCGUCUGUAGUUCCAUACGGUAUAGUAUUCUGCAUUUUUUAGAAGCAGUUCGGAGGUCUUGUCAAAUGCUUCCUUUGAGAAUUCACUCUUCGCUUUCUAUUUCCCUGUAAUCAGCUUGACUUCUCUCAAGAGAGAGAGUACAUGGCCAAAAGAAACACCUUUUGAAGUACCAGUGUGUCGAGUGCUUGGUACUCAGUGAUAGCUGUGAGCUCAGCUAGCCGCUGCGCCUCUGUUCUCUGGUUUGCUGCAGAUUGCCGCAGAACUCCAUGCUAUAUAAAAAUUAAUAUCAUGUACACAAAAGACACACGGCAGUGGCACACUACUUACGCUUGACAUGUUUAUGAAUAUCUGAGUACACGUAUCAAUGAAUAUUGGUUCCUUUAUUAUUAACCCCAACACGUUAUCUUCUUCUUUUCCUUUGCGACUUUUCUUUACGCCGUGAAGUUCGUUCUAUCUCGUUGUUGAUCCUCGAUUUAUUAGUAACGAACCAGAUUUGCGGGAAUGUUAUUCGCUGCAACCUUAUCAAAAAGUUUUCUAUCGACAUAACUAUUUAAUUGGGUGAAAGUUAAUAUUCAACUGGCCAAUAAUAUUAUAGAUAAAUUUUCAUUGGUUAGUCUUUAGUAACUAACUAGCUAAAAGUUGAGUUGGUCAAAAGAAAAGUUACAUUUUUGUUUUUGUACCACAACCCAGCCCUAUGUAGGAAACAAGAGGCUCUCUCUAGCAAACUUUGGGGAAGAAGGUAGUUUGCCGAUAGCUACACCAUAACUUGAAAUGCUUCCACGGUAAGUACACUAGCCUUAACACCAUUAACUAGACAAACCAGUAGAAAUCAAAAUGAAAUGAAAAGGUCCCUCUCCUCUCCUCUCCUCUGCAACCUAUCAGCAAUCAACUCAGCAACAUUUCGCUAGCACCUAUCCUGGUCCACCCCCUGGAGUAUGAAAUCGGUCAUAUGGUCGAUCGCAGCGUCCUUAUCCGCCGUGGUUAUCACCCCAUGGUCCACCAAUCGAUUUAACAUAUCACCCACAAAGUUCUGGCAAUUCCAUCCAUUUUCGCGGUUGUUAACAGGAGUGUAUAGGCAGAUAUUGCGAACUUCUUUUUGGGGCUUCGAAACUUGACAGAUAUGUUUGCGAUAAAGAAGAUUAUUACUGGUAAGAGGAUCGUAUCCUUCCAAACAAACUGCUUCAAAGGUACCCGGUGUACCCCUCACGUGGACUAAGUCUCCCCUUUCGUCGACUGGAUUAAAGACGAGAAGUGCGACAUGGCGGUGAAGCUUGUCAUCUUUUCCCUUAGACCCGGGCCAGCCUAGAAGUUGGAUAUUGAGAUUGUUCAUUGUAGUGAACUGAAAAGGGAUAGUAGUUCGGAAGACAAUAGAGUUGUGAUGGCCACAAGGUUUAGAGGCUCAACUGAGAGUUUGUGGGAGGUUUGACAAGCGAAUGUAUGCCUUAAAACGAGGAGACCGGGUGUAAAAUUUGGGAGUCAAGCAACCCAGUCCUUGGUUGCAGUCCGUAGGUUGUUCGUAGGGAAGUAUGAUGAAAUAAGAUGGUAUUGCUGGCUUGGAAUUCUGGCUGUUGAGAAAUUCCAUCGCAGUGGGAAUUGUGCUUCCUUUUAUCUCUUUCCCAGCCAGCAAGAACGAUCCAGGUCUGGGGGUUAGUAAGGGAUGCGAACUUCACAAGGAAUUGUUACUAACAAUAACUUACAACCAGUAAAUGGCCCGAAUGUCUCUGCGAGUGAAACUAACGGGGCAAGAUGAAUAUAGACAUGCAUAGCUGGCGGUUAGGCCAUGAUGCUACCAAUGAUAACACCUAUUGGGUAUAAGUCUCGGUAUAGAUGGAACACUCUGAUCCCGUAACUGCAAUCCCGACCAACAGAAGUGUCCAAUAGGACACUAUCCCACAUGAACGGCUGGCAAGGGUUCACCGUAUCAAAAUCUGCUAGACGCAAAUAGAAUAAAAGAGGCAGAUUCGGCGCUUAGAAGCUGUCCUAAAUGAACCUGCGUCUCUGCGUACGGAAUAUCGAUACAGCUCGCCAUUGUAGUGUUUGGGGAACCUACAUCUCGCACGACCAUAUGGGUAUGGCUUAUCCUAUAAAAUUUCGCGUUAACAGACGAUUUAUCUUGAAAAUCGGGGGAAUUACACAGUAGAGGAUCCUAUUCCUUUACUCACCUCUUUAGGUACCCAUUCAAUAUUGUGUUAGUAGCAUCAGAUAUGGCAGGGUUGAGCAUUUCAGAAGGCUGCCACCCAUCUCAUGAUUGUCAUCAAACGAGCGGGGAUUGGCAGCUCGGAGUUGCAGCCCUCUUAGGGGUUGCUGGAACUGCCUAAUCAAGCUUAGAAUCCUGUGGGUAUACUCUGUCCCAUGCAUGAUCAUUUCAUGUAAAUGUUGGCUGGGCGCUUAGUGGAUGCAGUUUUGGGGGCGGAGUUGGUAAAUCCAUGCGUGGAGACACGCGUUCGAUGUGAUUGUCGCCAUAACGCUCAAGGAUUGAACAAAGAGAAUGCGCCGUCCCAUUUUAGUAGCGGACAGUUCCGAUGGAAGACACAGUGGACGGCCCAUGGGUUCCCUGCCUAACUGCGUAGACGUGCUGUUAUUGAUUAGCCUAAGUUAUUGGAAGUUAGCCAGUCGUGAAACAAGUUUACAAGGUCUAGGACAAGCAGGUUCGGCGAAUCGCUGACCUGAUGGUUGCUAGAGCGGAAUGAAAAGUUCAGGCAACUGGUCAACUUCAAGGAGCGGGAGCUUAUAGGCGCCGGGUACAGAGUACAUGGAAUGAAAAGGAACCUGAGCGGGAGAUAUCCAUUCGAUAUUAAUAGAACACCUCGGGAUCCUCCUUGUUACGUUUUGUUCGUUACAUGAUUGGUUGCAGUCCGCCCCUUGCUAACUAAGUUAACUAGUUAUGACUAAGCAGAGUUUUCCAUUCUUUGGGUUAUUUAAGGUAGCUGCCGUCCCGCAGAGAGUUCGCCCGAAGUCAUCCCGCUGAGUCUAGGGAUCCUUAUUCACCAUCGCCUCUCUAGGGCAUCGUUACAUUGGAGGCUUCACGGCAGACACCAUUAACCCGAAUCUCAUUGCAAUCUUCGCAGCUCUGGGGCAUCUCUCCAAGUGUUCAUUUUAACUGUGCUGCAAGUGCCCCGCACUCCAUACUCGGUAACUAAAAUGUGUCUUGUCAACGCAUCAUUAGAAUGGUGCUAAUAUAUGUUUAGCUCUCACCCACACUUUACAGAACUGGAGGCUUUAGUUGUAGCUACCUGCGUACUCUGCAAUGGCUGAUUCAGACGCCGUGGACCCCUUUACUCCUAAAGAGGGCUAUGGCCAGGAAUGUGGAUAUCCUUUGGUCCCAAGGAUGCAUCCCAUUCGCUUGGAUGAGAGCCGUGUAUUAAAACGGAAAUUUGACGAUUCUGGAGAGAGGCAAGCAAUGGAGUUGAUUGCUAAGACAACAACCAUUCCUGUUCCAAAGGUUUUUGAGGCGCGGUACGUCGAUAGGGAAGAGGGUAAGAAUUUUUAUAUUGUGAUGGAAUAUAUACCCGGCAAGCCUCUAAAUGUCGCUUGGAAUGACCUAAGUGAGAGUCAGAGAAAAGCUACCUGUCUCGAAAUCGAUGGAUAUCUUGCUCAACUUCGAAAGCUGACGGGCGAUCGAAUUAUGGCAGCAGAUGGUGGUGCACUAGACGUAGGCCUCUAUCAAAGGCGUUAUCUAGGACCUUAUGAUACUGAACAGGAGUUUCAUCAUGCUUUGGGCAAGGGUGAGCCUCAUGACUUGGGCAACAACCAUACCAUUCAUUUUGCCCAUGCAGACCUAGCACCCAGAAAUAUCAUAGUCGAUGAUACAGGCCACAUCAACGCCAUCGUUGACUGGGAACGUGCAGGGUGGUAUCCCGAAUACUGGGACCUUGUCCGGAUGUAUACCGACCCCCCUCUUAAGCGCGAGAUGAAUGGCUAUACCAAACUUUGGAAAACCCUCUUCACUCGCACGUACGAAGAUGAAUGCAACGCAAUGGUGGAUCUGGUUCAACGGACAAUACCUCCAUAUCCGGAUGGAGUUAGGAGUGAACGGCGUCCUAGUGUUUUAGCCUCGUAUUCCUCUCAUGCGGAGGAGUUGCGCAAGACUCUUGAGGCAAAAUUUGGAUAAACGUAUCAAAGCUUUGAAGCUAUCGUCUUUAUAAAUUAUCUUCUUCCAUCAAUGACUGACUACGUAGCCUUGAGUGUCCUGUUCAGUUAAAACUCGUCCAUUGGCGUAGUUAUGUCAUCUUGUUACGAUACCUCUGUGAAAUGCUCUGAUGCCUUUUCCACCAUCAAGUGAACACGCAUUACUUGAAUGAUACCCAUUCAAUGACUUCUGCUUGCACUCAGCAUGGGGACCGGGAGUGUAAAGGCACACAUCAAAUGGGAUUUAGGAUUACACUGCUAGCUAGAGAGCCAACCGGAGCAUGAAGAUCCUCUACUCGCUAGCCUCAUGGUCUUUCCUUUCUACUUCUGUUUAUGCCUUUCUGACGGUAACAGCCCCCUGAAGCCCUCCUCUUCGCCUGUCAUUU
Molecule: messenger RNA, 6368 nt
Organism: Trichophyton rubrum CBS 118892
Lineage: Eukaryota; Fungi; Ascomycota; Eurotiomycetes; Onygenales; Arthrodermataceae
Exons: 2
Coding region: 5102-5965 (287 amino acids)
Source: RefSeq, a predicted model, not a curated record